Molecule: messenger RNA, 606 nt
Organism: Pieris macdunnoughi
Lineage: Eukaryota; Metazoa; Arthropoda; Insecta; Lepidoptera; Pieridae
Source: the annotation of a GenBank genome assembly
AUGAAUACACAGAGGAUAAAAUCGCCGCCGAUUCGGAAACGCAAUCCAAUCACUCCAUCAUUGUCCAAAAUAAACGGUAAUAGAAGUUCCAUAAAUAAAGUUCUCAAAACAGUACAAGAAGAGACAAAACAUGAUUUCAUCGAGGACCAAGAGCGGGACGAAACCACCGAUGCGUUCAAAUCGGAGGUCGAGAGAUUUAUUGAGAUAUCAAAGUAUUUCUCAAGCCCUCUGCGGAAAUCCGCUUCAUACGUUUGCGAAAAUCGACUAAUAUCUUACCCCAAUCCGUACAGAAUGGAGUACAAACGCGGCAACAUAACAACGUACCACAUAAAAUUUUGCAACUUAAUUCUCGAGCCAGUUUAUAUAAAACUUUACAAACUGAUUCCCGAAUUGGAAGAAAUAAAGUUCAUUAACCUUACAUUAUCCCGCUGCAAAAGGGUACCACCAGGCCUAUCUUUCAAUUUAGGCUUUGUGUACGAUGAUGUGAACGAGAAGCCCGCACAGAACGCCAAAAUGAUAUUCGUAGCUUCUAGAAAAUCAACCACCCCGUGCUAUCAAAUAUGCGAAAUUGAUUUGCAUAUAGAAGCACUAAAAAUUCGCCUCUAA